UGGCCUGAAAUCAGGGCCGACUUCGUGGAGGUGGUGGAACAACAGGCUGAGUUUGUGAGGGAUGGAAAGGGGACUGGACAACAGGGCAGGCACGUGGGGUGCUCAGCAUCCUGGCCCAAAGCAGCAAAGGAUGGAGCGCACAGGUGAGGGCUGUUCAUUAAUUCCCUGCCCAUGGGGACACCUUGGAAGGGUAUACUUUUGAAGGAAACUAGUAAAAUGAGUAGAAAACAGCCUCCAAACAGCAGAGCACUCACCAGGAGGCUCGUGGCCCACCGCCUUCCCCUCAACUCUGGAGAAGGAUCAUUGCUCAGUGACGGAGCACUUGCAGUGCACCAGGCACCGUCCGAGCCGUUGGAGAGAACAGCGUGCACACAUCAGACACGUGGCCCUCUCAGGGCUGAGGUUCCGACUUAAUCUCUCGGAACUUGUGACGUGCCGGUCCGGAGGGGUGGUGGCCCCCAGCCCACUGGACUUUCCUCCCCGCGGGGAUGGGACGGUCUCAGGGCAGCAGUAAGGGUUGUUCAAUCUUGGGACCCCACCUGGGGCCUUGCUCUACAUAAGACCACAGGCAGUACGCGCUCCUGAGAGUGCCCACCAGGAACUUGGGGGUCGUGCUAUAUGGCUUGAGGUCGUUGCUCCCAAAAUAGUGGCAGGGGGCACUAACAGUGGAGGGGGCUGCUAACUGGGCUCGGCUGGGAAGGUGGGGCAGGAUCCGACUUAACGGACGGCGACUUCCGGGAACCUGCGGUGUUACUGUGCGCAUGCGCCUCCUUCCGGGGAGGCCCCGCCCCCUCCGCGUAUUCCGGCUCCGCCCCCGGUGCGAGCGGGCCCCUGGAGCCGGGAGAAAAGCGGUGAGCACGACUCUGACAGCAUGAGUUUGGAGGCGAUCCGCUACUCGCGGGGCUCACUACAGAUCCUCGACCAGCUGCUGCUGCCCCAGCAGAGCCGCUAUGAAGCGGUGGGCUCGGUGCGCCAGGCCUGGGAAGCCAUCCGUGCUAUGAAGGUGCGUGGCGCCCCAGCUAUUGCCCUCGUGGGCUGCCUUAGCCUCGCCGUGGAGCUGCAGGCAGGCGCCGGGGGACCUGGCCUUGCCGCACUCGUGGCAUUCGUCCAGGACGCGCUGAGCUUCCUUGUCACCGCCCGGCCUACCGCCGUCAACAUGGCCCGCGCCGCACGGGACCUGGCAGAUCUCGCGGCCCAGGAGGCGGAGCGGGAGGGCGCAACUGAGGAGGCGGUCCGAGAGAGAGUGAUCUGCUGGGCCGAGGACAUGCUGGAAAAAGACCUCCGGGACAAUCGGAGCAUCGGGGACCUGGGAGCCCACCAUCUCCUAAAGCGGGCAGCACCCCAGGGUGGCAAGGUGACCGUGCUGACCCACUGCAACACUGGUGCGCUGGCCACCGCUGGCUAUGGCACAGCCCUAGGUGUGAUCCGCUCACUGCAUAACCUGGGCCGUCUAGAGCACGCCUUCUGCACGGAGACUCGGCCCUACAACCAGGGAGCCCGGCUGACAGCCUUUGAGCUGGUCUACGAGCAGAUCCCCGCCACCCUCAUCGCCGACAGCAUGGCGGCAGCCGCCAUGGCCCACCAAGGCGUGUCAGCUGUUGUCGUGGGAGCGGACCGCGUGGUUGCCAAUGGCGACACAGCCAACAAGGUGGGCACCUACCAGCUAGCCAUCGCAGCCAAGCACCAUGGCAUCCCCUUCUAUGUGGCUGCCCCUAGCUCCUCGUGUGACCUCCGCCUGGAGACAGGCCGGGAGAUCGUCAUUGAGGAGCGUCCCGGCCAGGAGCUGACUGACAUCAAUGGGGUCAGGAUUGCGGCACCAGGAAUUGGGGUUUGGAAUCCUGCCUUUGAUGUCACCCCCCACGACCUCAUCACUGGCGGCAUCAUCACAGAGCUGGGCGUCUUUGCCCCCGAGGAGCUCCAGGCAGCCCUUAGUGCCACCGUCUCCUGAGUGGAACACCCUAGAUGGACCCCAGAAGUAACCAACCUAGCUCUCCAUAGCUUCCAUAUGCCCUCCAUAUCCCCAUUAUUUUUAUAAUAAACUUAUUGAAUGUUCUGCA
Molecule: messenger RNA, 2057 nt
Organism: Bubalus bubalis (water buffalo)
Lineage: Eukaryota; Metazoa; Chordata; Mammalia; Artiodactyla; Bovidae
Gene: MRI1
Product: methylthioribose-1-phosphate isomerase 1
Exons: 6
Coding region: 872-1948 (358 amino acids)
Molecular function (GO): S-methyl-5-thioribose-1-phosphate isomerase activity
Source: RefSeq, a predicted model, not a curated record